Branchiostoma floridae (Florida lancelet) is the source of this 1094-nucleotide messenger RNA. RefSeq lists its product as uncharacterized. Bases 203 to 847 code for a protein of 214 amino acids. The record is from RefSeq and is a predicted model, not a curated record. The transcript has 2 exons. Lineage: Eukaryota; Metazoa; Chordata; Leptocardii; Amphioxiformes; Branchiostomatidae.
CAACAAGGAAGAAAGGAGCUUACAAGAAGAUGGUCUAUUGGAAAGGAAAGACGUAAUGUCUGUUGUCCACGGCAGACUAUCGUGAAUUGCUUCCUGUUUUUUCAGAAAUCUACCAGGUCCUCAGUGUGUGUCUGUGAUAAACUCACCGUAAAGGUGGUCAUGUUUCUCCUGAGUUCUGAACCAUUCAUUACUAAUCCAUAACAUGGAGUCCUCUGAGAGAGGAAAGCCUGAACAAAACUCUGACUCAGUUCUGGACAUAUCAGACGACAGGAGGGUGUGGAUCGUCCCUGAGGACGAGUUUGACCCACAGUUUCUGGACGAGCUUCCGUUGGUCACGUUCCCAGAGCAGUCCGAGUGGAUCGUGUCACCACCACAUGCCGGACAGGAUGGGCUGGCGUUCUGGAUUCCUGUAAAAUCCGACUCUAAAAACCCAUCCGUCCCUGAGGCGUCGCCAAGAAAGACCGUUGAACACAAAGUCAAGUCUCCCCAUUCCGUAAUACGCCCAACUGUCCCUCCAACAAGGAAGCAGGGUUAUCUACCGAAGGCUCUGGCAGGGGUUGUGGAUACUCUAUGGGUUUCUCGUGGCUGUACUGGGCACCCACCACCACCUGCGUUGCUAAGCGACACAACAAGACCGUUCGCGCCUCACUCAUUUGAACGCCUGAUACAGCUUGCAGAUUACCAACGAGUCACGGCAACACCUCAUGGAGACUGUAUGUCAGGUGAUGCAGAAACCCCUAUGGUGAACCCAAGUUUGUCUCAGGCAGUUGCAGAUAUUGAGACAAACACAGGAGCUUCAGAUAUAAAACGACGCGCAGUAGAACCGGUUAUUUGUACUCCGUCAUAGUUUAUUGUUCUAGAAUGGCGUUACUUGUAUUGCAGCAACUGAGUUGACAUGGGUACAGUAAGACAUCACAAAGUUUGGGAACAGUAGGUUUCUGCCAACAGUGUUUUUGUAUUCAUUUGAUAACUAUAUUUCCACAGCAAUAGGUAUGUAGGGGACACAUACAAUACGGAUACUACAUAAAGGGUAGACUUGAUCAUGUACUUUGUGAAAUCAAAUCAAUACAACCACUUUACCAUACAAAGAGCAA